CAUUCUCGUCCUUCAAAUUUUUGAGGAGAAAAGAAAAUGCAAGCCUUUUAAAGAUUCUUUUGAAAAAUAGUACAUAUGGCAAAAUUGUUAGACAAAUUCCGAGGAUCUCUGGUUGGAGCCUUAGCUGGAGAUUGUCUUGGAAGUUUCUUUGAAGGAGUGUCCUCUAUUCCUAUUCCUAUCGAACAUGUUAAAGAUAUAAUUUCCAAGAAGAUAGAACAAGUAGAACCAGGAAGUAUUACUUAUUCCGAUGAUACAGCCAUGACUAGAGCAAUCUGUAAGUCUUUGAUAGAGAAGCAAGGAUUUGAUGAUGAGCAUAUGGCUUAUGAAUUCAGCAAGGAGUUUUUCAAGGAGCCCAAUAGAGGGUAUGGAGAAAGAGUACGAGAGGUUUUCGUAAAGUUGAAAGAUAAAGUCGAGGAUUUUAGACAACCUGCAAGAGAACAGUUUGAUGGAACUGGUUCCUAUGGCAACGGUGCAGCAAUGAGGAUAUCACCCAUUGCUUUGUACAGUAAGGAUUCAGCAAGUCUGAUAGAGUAUGCAAGACGCAGUGCUGAGAUCACCCAUGUUCAUAUAAAUGGUGUCAAUGGAGCCAUUAUCCAAGCUCAAGCUGUCUUCAAUGCUUUGGUCAUUGAACCACCAAAUUUAGAUAAGAACCAAUAUAUUGAUGAUCUUGCUGAAGUGGCCGAAAUACUCAAAACAAAGAUUUCGUUUCCAUAUGAAUUACAGCUCAAGGAGAUGAAAACUCUACUUUCUCUACCCAUGGAGGAGAUAACCAGCCAGAAAGUCAAGGAAACCUUUGGCAAUGGAAUCAGAGCUGAACAGGCUGUCCCUGCUGCAAUUUUUGCUUUCCUUUUCAAGGGUACAGACUCAGUUAAAGAAUGCAUUCACUUUGCAAUAUCACUUGGUGGUGAUACUGAUACCAUUGCCAGUAUGGCAGGAGCAAUUUCUGGGGCUUAUCUGGGACUUCAAGCCAUACCUGAGUCAUGGAAGGAGAAGUGCGAGGCUUCAAAAGAAGCUAUUGAUUUUGCUGAUAAGGUCUUCGAACUCAGAGAAAAAGAAGCUGUGAAGUCAAAGUGAGCUGUUAGACGGGGAUUUGUUUUUGAUAUUUGCUUAUUCAAGAAUUUUAUUCAUACCUGGUCAAAACUUACUGGUCAAAAUGACUGGCAAGGCAAAGAUUUUGUCCUGGUGAAAUUCCAAUUUGGCCAGACAUUUUUUGUUGAGCAACUGUGUCUUUAGCCCUCAUAAUGAGUUGGAAGGGAAUUUCAGGAGGGAGUAGAAAGGAGACAGACUUUCAAGCUGUAUUUGCAACUCAUAAUCUUUGUACUAAAGAAUGUGGCAUAUAAUACAUCUUAAAACAAGAAUCUAAUGUUCUAUUUUGACUAUACGAUAGACUAUCUUCAAUCGCAAGGCAUAAAAAUGAGACAGACCCUCAAACUGUAUUUGCAACUCAUAAUCUUUGUACUAAAGAAUAUGGCAUAUAUUGCAUCAUAGUUCCACAACUGAGCACAUUUCUCAAAGACUGUGGUGUUGUCAUUUCAGAAUCUUUCUUUUGAUUUGCCCAAAGGUGAUCCAUAAUGACUUGCAAAUAUUCAAGAUGGCUGCCGCCUUGUGAAGUAGUGAAGUGUUACCACAUUGAUUCCAUGAUUCCCUAAUGGAUGAUAGAUAUACCUUUCUAGCAUUCUUGAAAUUGAUAGAUGGAUCUAUUUUCAAGUUGUUUGAUAAAUAAUCAUUAAUUGAGUUGUAGAAAAAUGUUCCUUUUAAUCGUUAAUUCGAAGCUUAGGUAGUCUAAAUAAAGAAGAGUUUCUAGUAUUGUAACUAUGAGAAAACUUGUCCAGUUUUCAAUAAGAUAUUGAGGAGCCAGCUUUGCAUGAAUUUUUAGCAGCAGGACAAGUUGAUGGGCCAGGCAAAGUUCUGCAUGACUUUGCUUUCCAUAGCAACUACUUAAUUUAAUGCCCAUGUGUAGUGAGAUUUUUAUAAAAUUUAGUUAAAUCUUGCAGGGCUGUAGACUUUCUGUCACUCCAAUAAAUUUAAUUAGUGCCGAA
Molecule: messenger RNA, 2039 nt
Organism: Actinia tenebrosa (Australian red waratah sea anemone)
Lineage: Eukaryota; Metazoa; Cnidaria; Anthozoa; Actiniaria; Actiniidae
Product: ADP-ribosylhydrolase ARH3
Cellular component (GO): mitochondrion; nucleus
Source: RefSeq, a predicted model, not a curated record